This is a messenger RNA of Clonostachys byssicola, 219 nucleotides long. The record is from the annotation of a GenBank genome assembly. NCBI's taxonomy places the organism in Eukaryota, Fungi, Ascomycota, Sordariomycetes, Hypocreales, Bionectriaceae.
AUGGCUGAAGCGACUCAACCACCUCCCGUCGAGAACAAGAACAACACCACCAGCGCUCGCCGCAGGAGUUCUGGCUGGAUGCCUGCCUUCGAAGGCCUUCAACAGCACCAUGGUUCACAGGCGAACGUCACCCGUCGUGAGAGCAUGUCGGAUCAACAACCCAAAGGCGGAAUCUUCUCGCAGUUCUUCCACAACAACUUUGGACGUAACGCUAAAUAA